Molecule: messenger RNA, 591 nt
Organism: Emiliania huxleyi CCMP1516
Lineage: Eukaryota; Haptophyta; Isochrysidales; Noelaerhabdaceae
Exons: 2
Source: RefSeq, a predicted model, not a curated record
CGGGCGGCCGAGAACAGCGGAGCCAACGGCAACGCCGAGGGCGACAGCAGCAGCGGGCGGCCGGUUCGCGAGGCCAGGCGCGGCGGCGGCAGCGGCAGCGGCGGCGGCGGCAGCGGCGGCGGCAGCAACAGCGGCGGCAGCGGCAGCAGCGGCGGCGGCAAGCGCGGUCUGAAGGCCGCGCCGGCGGAGGCGUCAUGGUCUGAGACGGCGUGGUCGCGCACACUCCGGCCACGCCGCGGCUGAGUUCGCCUCGGCUGGGACCGGCAUCGGUGGCUGCGGUGGCUGGUCCUGAGGCGGCGGGGCGUGGCAGAGACGCCGCACUGGCUGGAGUCGACGCCCCAGCACGCAGUGCCGCGCGCCUCUUGAGACGAGGCGCCGCGGGCGCGCGGGCGGGGGCGACGGGUAUGGCUAGGCGGGGUAGGGAGGGUUAGGAGGCCAUCGUCCAGCAGAGAAUGAAUUCGCGAGAGGCCUCCACGUCUUGUUUCGUCACUUUGUUCGAGUUCGUCAGCGUUCUACGGUGAGAGAUUUGCGCCGCCGGCAGCUACGCCGCGCGCGUCUGUUCGCUUGUUUCUGCGAUAAACCAUGUAACCG